This is a messenger RNA of Rhododendron vialii, 2412 nucleotides long. RefSeq names its product probable plastidic glucose transporter 2. Gene Ontology annotation, cellular component: membrane. The record is from RefSeq and is a predicted model, not a curated record. The coding region runs from base 479 to 1948 and encodes 489 amino acids. Lineage: Eukaryota; Viridiplantae; Streptophyta; Magnoliopsida; Ericales; Ericaceae. Gene Ontology annotation, molecular function: hexose transmembrane transporter activity. The transcript has 15 exons. Gene Ontology annotation, biological process: monosaccharide transmembrane transport.
ACCGACCGCAAAAGGCGCAUCUUAGCACUGAUCCCUUGUUUCUCACACGGUCACACCCAUAUAUACGCACCCGUGUACAUAACGAUUCCUUUAACGAACUGUUUCUCCAAAACCUUCGCGAAGUUUCACUUCGCUCUCAUCAUCAGAAAUCUCUGCUGCUUGCGAUCUCGGUGGAUCGUUGAUGCUCGAAGUAGAGCAAGAUGCUGACAAGUCUACUGUUCAUGUAAAGGGGACGCAAUUUGCUAUAGGAAAUUUGUGAGACCUUAAUUUAUAAAGCAUGGCCCCCUUUGGACCUGUUGUAGCAUCGUCCUUUGGACCUGUUGUAGCACCGUCCCUGGUGAUAAGUGAUGAAGGAAUCAAUACCCCGCAGAGUUUGAAUUUGUUAGAAAGAAGAUGCCAAACUUGACCCUGUUCAUAUUUUCCUUGUAUCCCACCAACAGAACAAGUGGUCUGGUGUGGAGGUUGAUCCUAUUGUGGCAUGUGGAUACGUCUGCGUGAUUCUUCCUCCACAUACAAGCGGAUGCCGUCCAGAGAAUAUGCUAACCCAGUAGAUAUCGAAGAAAAUUCAGCUCUUUUGCAGAACGGUAUGGAUCAAGAGACUUCAAGUCCCUCUUGGAAGCUCUCUGUCCCACAUGUCCUUGUGGCAACUCUAGUUGCAUUCUUAUUUGGCUACCAUAUGGGAGUAGUUAAUGAACCGCUUGAGAGCAUUUCAACUGAUCUUGGUUUUAGUGGGAAUACUUUGGCUGAAGGUUUAGUGGUCAGUACAUGUCUGGCUGGUGCAUUUGUUGGGUCCCUACUCAGUGGUUGGAUUGCUGAUGGGGUUGGGCGCCGUAAGGCUUUUCAGUUGUGUGCUCUGCCUAUGAUUAUUGGCGCUUCUAUCAGUGCAAUGACCAACAAUUUGGAAGGUAUGCUUCUUGGGAGGUUUUUGGUUGGGACUGGAUUGGGCGUGGGUCCCCCUGUUACAUCUCUCUAUGUCACAGAGAUUUCUCCAGCUUUUGUGAGGGGUACGUAUGGAAGCUUCAUUCAGAUUGCAACCUGCCUUGGACUUAUUGGCGCUCUGUUCAUUGGAAUGCCCGUAAAAAAUACUGCUGGCUGGUGGCGUGUAUGUUUCUGGGUAUCUGCGAUUCCAGCUGCGAUACUAGCUCUUGCCAUGGUAUUCUGUGCAGAGAGCCCACAUUGGCUGUACAAGCGUGGAAGAAUUGCUGAAGCUGAAGCUGAAUUUGAGAAGCUUUUAGGAGGAUCUCAUGUCAAAUCUGCAAUGGCAGAAUUGUCCAAGUCGGACAGAGGGGAUGAGACUGAUAGUAUGAAGUUCUCGGAGUUGCUUUAUGGUCGCCAUUUCAGAGUUGUUUUUAUUGGAUCAACCCUAUUUGCUUUACAACAGCUAUCAGGAAUAAAUGCUGUGUUUUAUUUCUCUUCAACUGUAUUUAGAAGUGCGGGAGUAUCAUCAAACCUUGCGAACAUCUUCGUAGGGAUUGCAAACUUGUUAGGAUCUAUUAUUGCAUUGAUUUUGAUGGAUAAACUAGGGAGGAAGGUCCUUCUUAUGUGGAGCUUCUCUGGCAUGGCAUUAUCCAUGGCCUUGCAAGUCACUGCAGCUGGUCUUCCUGGAUCAGGUUCUGGAGCUUUAUACCUGUCUGUUGGUGGAAUGCUGCUGUUCGUGUUGACAUUUGCUGUUGGAGCUGGUCCAGUUCCUGGUCUCCUCCUACCAGAGAUUCUCCCUAGCCGAAUUAGGGCCAAAGCUAUGGCAUUUUGUAUGUCAGUGCACUGGGUGUUCAAUUUCUGUGUGGGCUUGCUGUUCUUGCCUUUACUUGAGCAUCUUGGGCGACGGCUCUUGUACUCCAUUUUUGGUACCUUCUGUUUGCUUGCGGUGGUUUUUGUGAAGAGGAAUGUGAUGGAAACAAAAGGGAAAACUCUUCAAGAAAUUGAGAUCGCUCUUCUUCCACAAGACUGAAGGUGAUUUUUCUUGUUUAGUUCGUGUUUUCACCUGGAAAUUAUUUAUUGCUGUGCAAGCCUGAAGGUUGGUUCAUGUUUCCGGCAGAUGUUGCGAAUGCUGCUGAAUAUAUUGUCAAAAGUUGAAGUUCUUAGAAGAUGGAAGCUUGGACACCUCCCGACUUUGCUAAAUAUCUUAAUUUGGAUUGGGCUACAUUUUGGAGUUCCAAUCAUCAUCUUCGUUCAAGUGGUGCUUCAGUCACCGUUUACAUUUGAAUCGAAAGAAAUAUUGCCCUAUAGCUGCUUAUAAUGUCUGUAUCUCAGAGAACUGUUAUUUAGUGGUACGGAUGAUUAGUCCUAGAACUUCCAACUUCAUCAGUUUGAGGAUGCUAGAAUUUCACUUGUAUGAAACGAAGAUGUCGCGUGGGCCCUUUAUGAUUCAUAGGAAUGUUAUAUGUAUAAAAUAAAAGAUUUUUCCUCGAAUUA